Messenger RNA from Arabis nemorensis, 189 nucleotides. Lineage: Eukaryota; Viridiplantae; Streptophyta; Magnoliopsida; Brassicales; Brassicaceae. The record is from the annotation of a GenBank genome assembly.
AUGGAAAUGGAAAGAGAGAAAAUGCAAGUGGUUCAUCAAGUGAUAAGGAGAGUUCAGGUAAAGAAGAAUUACGCAAAUAGAGACCUCAUCACCAUAGAAAAAGAAGAAGAUCACAACAAUCACACGACCAAACUCCUAAAAGAAUCAGAGAAGGACGAAGGAGAGAUUGAGCAUUGGAGACCAAUGUGA